UCGAAUAACAUUCUAUAAGCAUACACAUCGCAUCAGUUUCACAAAAUAUUUUUUAAAGAAUGAAAYUCCUUGCCGCGUUGUGUUUGGCAUUUUGCCUAUUCGUCGUUGAGUGUAAUGGCGUGCCGGUGGAGAGGGAAACAUUGCUGAGUAUUGAAAAGGCGCAGCCAGUGGCUGUGGUAGCCGCGGAAGGACAGCMUCAACAACUGCGUCGUGUGGCACGGCAUGGUUUCGGCGGUGGCUUUGGCAGGGGCUUCGGCGGUCCCGGCUUUGGUGGAUAUGGCGGUUACCCAAUUGGUGGAUAUGGUGGCUAUGGCGGUUACCCAAUUGGCGGAUAUGGUGGCUAUGGUGGUUACCCAAUUGGCGGAUAUGGUGGCUAUGGUGGUUACCCAAUUGGUGGCUUCGGUGGAAGUUCGAGCAGUGCUUAUGCAAGUUCUAAUUCAGGUGGUUACCAAUUCUUUGGUUAAAUCUGUACCGUUGCAUCUGAUGUGUCAGCGUUCUAAGUGUUAAUUAAGUUAAUGUGUUUUAAUUAAGAUUAGAGAAACGUAAUAUAUUAAAUUUGUAAUAAUAUGUGUGUAAGUACUAAAUAAAGCUGUGAAAGUUUUUUAAUAUA
This is a messenger RNA of Bactrocera latifrons, 610 nucleotides long. Its product is annotated as prisilkin-39-like. NCBI's taxonomy places the organism in Eukaryota, Metazoa, Arthropoda, Insecta, Diptera, Tephritidae. The record is from RefSeq and is a predicted model, not a curated record. The transcript has a single exon. Bases 60 to 464 code for a protein of 134 amino acids.